Molecule: messenger RNA, 1585 nt
Organism: Megalobrama amblycephala (Wuchang bream)
Lineage: Eukaryota; Metazoa; Chordata; Actinopteri; Cypriniformes; Xenocyprididae
Exons: 6
Coding region: 16-990 (324 amino acids)
Source: RefSeq, a predicted model, not a curated record
GCGGAUGACAGCGAAAUGAUACGGUACCGGCGCAAUGCGCGCGGGAAAUCACAGUGCGCGCGGCCCACCCGCGCAGCGCGCCAUUUCACAGCAGUACGCGUUGUUUUACGCAGGUGCUCUAAUGCACCUGUCUGUCAUGUGGAGCACAUGACCGUGACGUCACUGCGAACGCACAACUUUCAUUUUAAGCGUUUUUAUGGGAAUGAAAACUCCUGCGUCCUGAAAAUGGGAUGUUGUUGUUCCUGUCCCAGCGGAGAUGAUGAGAGAGAACCUUUGCUCCAGUCAAACAGAAAAACACGAACAGAAUCUGGACCAGCAGUUAAUGAAAUACAAUCUGCAAGAACAUCACAUCCAGCUAAUGGUCAGUUUCAAGGCCUCCAUAAUCUAUAUACGCCAAGAAAAACUGCAGAUGCAGUUAAGAAGACCGACAGGUUUGAAGCCCGACGUGUUGGUGUGAGUGACCUCGAUGAGCGUUUCAGUGAUGUUGCCGAAACGUACAACAAACAGCACGAGGACUAUGAAACUAUGAAGAACAAGCUUCAGACUGUUGCAAAUCGCUACAAAUGCCCAACUAAUGACAGUCUGUCUCAAUGCCUGAAGAAAAUCAAGGAGGAACAUGCGAACUGCCACAUCAGUCUGGAGGUUAAAGGAUAUGACUUCACUCUGAUGGUGAGGUCAGAGGCCGAAAUCCCCAACGACCUGAAGAGGACACAAGAGAACAUCACAGAGCUGAGCAAAGCUGCUAAAGCGGUCAUAUCUGUGGCCACUAAACUCCAAGAAAUGAUCGAUUGGCUUCUGAAGGCAGAGGACACCAUGACCAAACAGGUGGAAGCUGCUGAAUCCAGACACCAAGAGAGGAAAAGGCUGGUGGACAACCUGAAGGAAAACCUCAGAGAGGUACGAAGAGCGAAAGAAAAGAGUCCAAAGUACAGGAAGGAGGCUGGAAAUCUUCUCAAUGAGGCUGCUGUGCUGUCCGGGAUCACACCGUGAAAUAAAUAUAUAUAUAUAUAUAUAUAUAUAUAUAUAUAUAUAUAUCAAGGACUUUAUUUUGUGUUCUUGUAUUCAAUAUAAAGUAAAGAACACAAUAUUAUAGUACAUAAAUCCUGACCAGUAAAUACAGAGCAUUAGUGCAAGCAACGCUACGCUGAUGAAGGACUAAUAUUUGUGGUUAUUUAAGUUAUUAAAGAUCUAAAAUAAAAAUAUAAAUGGACAUAAUAGGGGGAAAAAUAGUCAUUUUAGCGUCUUCAGAAAACUAGCAAAUAGUAAUACUUUGGAAAGCAUAAAGAAGGGACAAAAAUAGAGAAGAGAAGGCAUUUGUUAUUUUAUUCUUGAGGCCUUUUGUGUAUUUCCUAAUGAGUUUUUCCACAAAUGAGCCCAUUUUGUUUCUAAAAGCACUUUCAUACUUGUUCAGGAUCAGUUCGCAGUGAUUGUUUCUGCUGUGAAUGUGUAUAUGAACAUUGAUGGAAAACAAUCUUGCAACGUUUUCUUCCAUAUUUUAGAUUUGUAAGUAUUAUUUUGUAAUUGAAACACUAUUUUUUUUAUGUUCGAAUGAUUUUGCCUGUUAAAUAAACACAUAUUAACCUUU